AUGAGCAAUACAGUUGAUAUGGCAUCGAUGCGUUCUCAUGAGCAUUCAUUUCAUCCAUCGGAUGAAAUAAUUGGUUUUGACAAAGCAUCACGACUAUUAAUAGCUGGCUGUAGUUGUUUAUUAAUUGUCUUGAUAUUUGGUAUUAUCCUCUGUCGUUUAGAUAUGUCGGCUGGCAGAAAACGACGAGCACAUAGUUUUCAUCAAGUUGAAAGUUAA
Rotaria sordida is the source of this 216-nucleotide messenger RNA. Lineage: Eukaryota; Metazoa; Rotifera; Eurotatoria; Philodinida; Philodinidae. The record is from the annotation of a GenBank genome assembly.